This is a messenger RNA of Pelodiscus sinensis (Chinese soft-shelled turtle), 3510 nucleotides long. The record is from RefSeq and is a predicted model, not a curated record. Lineage: Eukaryota; Metazoa; Chordata; Testudines; Trionychidae.
CUCUGUAUUCUGUACAUGAGAUGCUGGACCAGAGGCUCUAGGAGGAUAUGCAGUGGCAGAGAAAGACUUGAAUGGAGUUGCUGCAGCAGGGAUGCAACAUUGAGCGACAGUUGCUUCAGGAACCUUGCUGAAGAUCGUAGUGGGAUAAACCUUAAAGAUCUGGUUCAAGACCCGUCUUUGUUGGGUGGGACUAUAUCUGCAUACAAGAUAGUGCCAGAUGAAAUUGAAGAAAUAAAGGAGACACUGAUAGACUGGUGUGAUGAAAAGGAACUUAACUUGAUUUUGACAACUGGAGGAACAGGGUUUGCACCACGAGAUGUUACUCCAGAGGCCACUAAAGAAGUAAUAGAACGAGAGGCCCCAGGGAUGGCCCUGGCAAUGCUGAUGGGAUCACUUAAUGUUACUCCUCUGGGCAUGCUCUCUAGACCUGUAUGUGGAAUCAGAGGAAAAACUCUCAUAAUUAACCUGCCAGGCAGCAAGAAAGGGUCACAGGAAUGUUUUCAGUUUAUACUGCCAGCCCUACCUCAUGCCAUUGAUCUUUUGCGGGAUGCCAUAGUAAAAGUAAAGGAGGUACACGACGAACUUGAAGACCUACCUUCACCACCACCUCCUCUUUCUCCUCCUCCAACCACCAGCCCACACAAACAGACAGAAGACAAAGGUGUACAGUGCGAGGAAGAGGAGGAAGAGAAGAAGGAUAGUGGAGUUGCCUCAACAGAGGACAGUUCCUCUUCACAUAUAACUGCUGCAGCCAUAGCAGCUAAGAAGCAUCCAUCCUACACCAGUUCUGCUGUUAUCAUGGCAAAAGGUGAACAGCCCAUCCCGGGUCUCAUCUGUUAUUCCCAUCACGCAGCAGGCAGUGCAGGAGAACCGAUUCCAGACUCCAUCAUUUCUCGUGGUGUUCAGGUGCUCCCACGAGACACAGCCUCCCUCAGUACUACCCCUUCAGAAUCUCCUCGUGCCCAGGCCACUUCUCGUCUCUCUACUGCAUCCUGUCCAACACCAAAAGUGCAGUCCAGAUGCAGUAGCAAAGAGAACAUCCUCAGAGCCAGUCACAGUGCCGUUGAUAUUACCAAGGUGGCCAGAAGACAUCGCAUGUCUCCAUUCCCAUUGACAUCUAUGGACAAAGCCUUCAUCACGGUUCUGGAGAUGACUCCAGUGCUUGGAACAGAAAUCAUCAAUUACCGAGAUGGAAUGGGCCGAGUCCUUGCUCAAGAUGUUUAUGCAAAAGAUAACCUGCCCCCCUUCCCAGCAUCUGUAAAAGAUGGAUAUGCUGUCAGAGCUGCUGAUGGCCCUGGGGAUCGAUUCAUCAUUGGGGAAUCCCAAGCUGGUGAGCAGCCAACCCAGACUGUGAUGCCUGGUCAGGUAAUGCGGGUUACAACAGGUGCUCCAAUCCCCUGUGGUGCUGAUGCUGUGGUGCAAGUAGAAGACACAGAACUCAUCAGGGAAUCAGAUGAUGGCACUGAAGAACUAGAAGUACGAAUUCUGGUGCAGGCUCGACCAGGCCAAGAUAUCAGACCCAUAGGACACGACAUUAAAAGAGGUGAAUGUGUACUGGCUAAGGGAACCCACAUGGGUCCAUCAGAAAUUGGCCUCUUAGCAACCGUUGGAGUAACAGAAGUAGAAGUUAACAAGUUUCCAGUCGUUGCAGUCAUGUCAACUGGGAAUGAGUUGUUGAAUCCUGAGGAUGACCUCUUACCAGGAAAGAUCCGAGACAGUAACCGUUCCACUCUCCUAGCCACAAUUCAAGAACACGGCUACCCAACAAUCAACUUGGGAAUUGUGGGAGAUAACCCAGAUGACUUACUGAAUGCACUGAAUGAGGGUAUCAGCCGUGCAGACGUUAUCAUCACAUCAGGAGGCGUGUCCAUGGGUGAAAAGGACUAUCUUAAACAGGUGCUGGACAUUGACCUUCAUGCACAGAUUCACUUUGGCAGAGUUUUUAUGAAACCAGGAUUGCCAACAACAUUUGCAACUUUGGAUAUUGAUGGCGUACGAAAAAUAAUCUUUGCACUGCCAGGAAAUCCUGUAUCAGCUGUUGUCACCUGCAAUCUCUUUGUAGUCCCAGCACUGAGGAAAAUGCAGGGCAUUUUGGAUCCUCGGCCUACCAUUAUCAAAGCCCGGUUAUCAUGUGAUGUAAAAUUAGAUCCUCGCCCAGAAUACCAUCGGUGCAUACUGACUUGGCAUCACCAAGAACCACUGCCUUGGGCACAGAGUACAGGUUAGCCACUUACGUACAUUGACACAAUUACACACAGGCUUCCAGAAAUCUACCCUACAAUCAAACACAUACGCAUAUUUACACACAGAUGUCUACAACUGCUUCUUUGCCAACAUACAUAUGCAACUUACUUACAUGCAAGUUCACUGAUGCUGUAAAACACAGACUUACUAGCCUACUCCAAUUUUUUACACAAUUGCUAGCCUUUAAGCUCCCUGACACACAUGCAUUUGCAUACACACAGCCUGCCUAUUUGAACAUGUUCUUUUGCAUAAACAUUUACUCACACUUGUUUAUGCUCCUCACAGACAUGCUUGCUUACUCACAUGCUCACUUCCAAACUACUACAUUUAUUAAAUACAGGUUGGAAGAUGGCUUCUAGAAUUUUAUUUGAAAUAAACAGAGAUGUUGCUAGCUGAAAGGGAGAAACAUCCAGAAGAGAUGGCUGAGGAUGGUAUCUGUUCUCUCAAUCAAGAGGAUAUGGCCACUUUUUUAACAAGAUUUGCAAUCUGAGGGUGCUGUUCAGUGUUCAGCUGCAUGUUAGUUACUAGGUAGAAGCAAUAGUUGAGUAGUUUUUCCAUUGACAUGUGGCUAGAAGGUUGACUUUGCCUCUCAGAUAGAUGUAGGUCAUGCUGCAGUUAUCCAUGCUUUGUCAUCUCCAGAAUGGUUUAAAACCAUACAUUUUACAUGAAGCGUUCCUUGGAGACUACCUGGAGAUUUAUUAGUAUUGAUUGUGUUUCACUGCUGAUUUAGGUAGAUUUCAUAGAUGGGUCUCUUUCAUACAUAGCAUUGAUUCCAACCAGUGACCAGACACUUUUACAAGUGCAAUUCAAAGUGUUGAUUUUUAUCAAUCAAGGUUUACAUGGUUUAACUCCUGGUUAUUUUAUGCACUACCUCUUUUCUCAUGUCCCAAGCAGACAAUUGAUGCCAAUUGGAAUACUCUCACUGUCAGCCCUCAAUUUUGAACAUGGGGAAGCCAAAGACAUGGUAUUCUCUGUGGGGACUUUUGCCUCUUUAUUUUGCUUCACGGUUGGUCCUGCAGAGCUGAAAUUAUUCACCCUCAUGAUAUAUUGCAAGACUAAGGGUGUUAAAUGGGACUUGAAUAGAAAGAAAAAUGAGUUAAUGGAUGUUUGGAGAACCUGGAAAAAAUAAUCUGACAAAUUCUGUCUCAUGAGUAUGUUGUGGGUAUUUGCAUCCAUUGAGUAUCCAUACCCAUUCCACCAUGACCAAAUUAGUUUCAUGCUUCUCCUUCUAAUAAUAACCCUUUUUCCAACAUCAUGUAUUGUGGU